AAUCUUUUAACUCACGCCGCAAGUAAACACAACUUACUAAUCCCUGCUCCCCUUCAGACGAGGUUAGUUUGAUUAUUCACAACUCUGAGAAAUGACCACUAUCAAAGCCAUUUGCUGUAUAGGUGCUGGAUAUGUUGGCGGCCCGACUUGCAGUGUCAUCGCGUUAAAAUGCCCGGAGAUCAAAGUAACUGUAGUCGAUUUAAGUAAGCCGCGAAUUGACUCAUGGAAUUCGGAGAAGUUACCGAUCUUCGAGGUAAGUGAGCGAACUAUAUUUAAUUUUGGAUGUUGUGGAUGAAUUUUUACGUCUUAUGAAUAAUUUUUUUUUUCCUGUUCUGAUUCGUUUUCACAGCCCGGUCUUGAUGAUAUUGUAAAGAAGUGUCGUGGCAAAAACCUGUUCUUUUCAACAGAUAUCGACAGCGCCAUUCGUGAAGCUGAUUUAAUAUUCAUCUGUGUGAGUAUUGAUCGAUAAAAAUCGCUUAUAUGCGAGUAUCCAUUCAUUCAUUUGAAACACUAAUUGUCAUUUCGGCAAGAUAUGAGCCUGGCUUCUUUGGCCGAACAAAUUAAUUAAUCGAACUCAGUUCUUCCUAGUAAUAUAAUGUCUCCAUUCAUUUGAUACGUUUUAGGUUAAUACACCAACGAAAACCUUCGGAUUGGGAAAGGUAAGCUUUUCAAAGAUAUGAACUUCUUUCAUUCUAAAAUUAAGUUGUUACAGAUUAAAAUAAUAGCUUCGUAUAGACAAAAUGUUUUGUUUCAACACUAAUUUUUUGAUGUGAAUUAAAUAUUCAUGUAAUUUUAUUACGUGGUCAAGUAUUAGGAGAGUUUCCUUGUGCCGUAUAUGUCUUCAAGUACCAGGGAUUGCUCUAUUCUAUGAAUUUUUUCGCCACAAAUUCUGUCGCCAUAGAAAUAAAGACUGGUUUCGUGGAAACGAUAUCUUUUAAUGAAUAAAAACAUUGCAUAAUUAGCGGUGGCCUGCAAAGUAAUUGUAGUCGACUGACAAAAAAAAACAUCAAUUGGUCGACAACUGAUAAAGUUGGUUUAUAUUGUUAUGUAAAGUUUCCAAUGAGGGUAUUGUACUUUAUGUAGAUUGGAGUCAAAUGUUUGAACUUUCAAGAAUGCUGUGCUAUUGUUGUCACUUCUCUGAACAGCUAAAUAAAUACAAAACAUUCUCAGUUGCUGGCGCCAUGGUCGAGUGGCUUCCGGAAUCGAAUAUAUUAAUUUAAAAUAAAAGCUGUUUGGUUGAUGCUAAGAUGUUUGUCACUGGACAUACAUUACAUUGUGUCUUUUUGUAGAUACUGAAAAGAAAAAAGAUAGAUGCAUCUUUACUUUUAUGACCCUUAAGAAAAUUUUGAUAAUAGCCUCGAGCGAUCUAAUUGAAAACUAAAAACUAAAGAGUAUUCAAUUAUGAGUUCCUAUCGAAGGUACUAAGAGCCCUGUCGUGAUUUUGAGAAUUUGCAUACUAAUUUAUUGUUUUGUUCAAUUUAUUGCCAAAACAAUUCUUCAUGAUUGCUUUUCUUUUUUUCUUUCUUUUUUUGGAAGAAGGAAAAUUUGCUAGAAUGUCAAUAAAUUGUAUUUGCAUAUUGUACUUGUAAUACUUGGUUAUGGCAAGAUUUUCCCAUCCAUUUAUAGUUGCACUCUUUGGAUAAGAUAUUUUUGUUUUUCAUGAUACUGACUUGUUCAUUUUCUUGAUGAUGUAAUAUUACCGGAAGCAAUGAUCUAUUCAUGACAGUUCAAGAGAACUGGUUCACUUUGUAUUAAUAUAACCCUUCAACCCAUUUAUAUAUUUUUCCCUCCUAACAAUAUCACCCCUAAAUCAAAUAUUAAGGUCAUGAGAACAAAUGAAAUGAUCACCAACUGAAGAAGCUCUUGAUUGUUGUACAAAUUCUGCUUGUUAGCACCUUAGAAAAUGAAUGGAAAGUAUGUAAACUGAUGUUAGGGUGCUAAGGAGUACCUAUUAAUAGCAAAUUCAAGAAAGUUCUGAACACUAUUUGAUCAGUAAAAGGAAUUUGAAAAAUUACCUUCUUAAUAAACACUUUUUCUAACAAAAAGCAAUAUUCACUUCUCACUUAUCCAUGAACUGUGCAUUAGGGCCGUGCUCCAGAUUUGAAGUACAUAGAAUCUGCGGCAAGACACAUUGCAGAGAUUGCUGAUGGAGAGAAGAUUGUUGUGGAAAAGAGCACAGUACCUGUUAGGGCUGCUGAAAGGUAAUAAGAACUACUACUAUAUUCAUACUUGUUACCAAAGGUCGGCACACACAAGGGGACUAAUCUCUAGUUGUAUUUACAUGCAGGAACCAAUUGCAUAGGGAAAUAGCAAAAGCUGGGGGGCAAACAGUAUCGUUCUUUCACUCUGCGGCUUUCUUAAGAAACCAAAAUGAAAAUAGCAAUCAGCUUAGUACAAACCACAGAUUUUUCAGCAAAAUUAUUCAGUGCUUGAAUUGUUUCUGAUUCAGUGCGGAUGUAAGCGGAAAAUAACACUUUGUUACCGAUCAGAUGUGGCCAAUACAGAAACAAAAGCACUUUAUUUCUCAAACUUUGGAAUUGGGGAGGUAGUACUUUGUUGGUUUUGCUUUUAUUGCUAGUAUCUUCAUGAUUUUUGUCCCAGAGUUCUCGACUUUUUUUGUAAAAGUCGAUCAGCAUUCUGGUGGAAGUGACACUUCAAGCAUCAUCAUCCUCGUGAUCCGCCAUCUUGAAACAGAGUUUGUAAGGAGUUGUCAGAGCUAGUGAUACCAAUCUGUGAUUGGUAUAUUUUAAGUUGGUCGCUGGGACUUGUCCCACAAACAGUUUACACAAAGCAUUUCGAGGAACAAGUUACAAGGACUUGUCCUAAAAAUUCAAACUAGUUUGAAUUUGUGAGACUAGUCACAGGGACCAAAUUUUAGUCCCUGCAACUAGAUUUCGUGGCAAAAAUGGGUAGUACACACAAUGAGACUUGUCCCUGUGACUUGUUGUUAUCUCUGGGUUCAAUUAGAGGAGGAACAUUUCAAUUCCAACAAACUUUUUAAUUUAGCAAGCCAUACGGUGAAAUACAGUUCAUUCAACUUACCAAUCGCAGUGCAUGGACUAACUGAGAGAUAUAAUUAAAGUAAUUCUCUGGCGGGUGUUUUAUAAAUAUGUAUGUAUUCAGACCAAGGUACCUGAUUGUUGAGUACUAUGGUGGGAAUGGAGAAAAAGACACAGUUAUCAGAUAAUUAAACUUUUUUUUUCCUUAGUAUUACAAGAAUUUUUGAUGCAAAUGGAAGUAGAGGAAAAUUCCAGGUUUGAUUUGAACUUCUUAGCUUGUCAUCAAAUUGUUUUCAUAGAUAAUAAUACUAACAAUUACAAUGGUUGAUGAUGAUGAUGAUAAUGGUGAUAAUAAUGAUGAUGAUAAAGAUGAAGCUGUUCAUUAUUUUCUGAUAAUAGUUAUAGUAAUGACAAUGAAGAUAAUGAAAGUGAAAGUGAGAGUCGAAGGAUGGUGAGAAUUAAUAUGACGGUGAUGAUAAUACUGAGAUGUAUUUGAACAAAAGCUGUUAAGAAGAAAAUGCCUCCCCUUCCUUGUAGGUUUUAUCCAAUCCAGAGUUUUUGGCUGAGGGUACAGCUAUCAAAGACUUGAUGGAACCUGAUAGAGUUCUGAUUGGUUAGUAUAAUUACACUUCCAUUACUAUUUUGAUUGAUUUACCUUGUACAUAGUUCAACUCCUGUUUAUUUGACCUUUGAUAAUCAGCAUCAUGAUGAUUGAGGUUUUUUUAAUACAUGGCUUCCUCACUCUGUUUUCUAGGAGGUGAACAAACUAGAGAAGGAUACAAAGCAAUCGAAGCCUUGUCAUCAGUUUAUGAACACUGGAUUCCCAAAGAAAAUGUUAUCAAGACCAACACAUGGUCAUCUGAGCUUUCAAAGCUGGUUGGUAACUUUGUGUUUUGAUUGCACUACAUGUAUGAGUGUUGAUGGGCAAAAUAUUUUGUUGAAAUGAAAACACAAGUGGACAUUGUUCCUUGCAGGCAGCCAACGCUUUUCUAGCCCAGCGAAUCUCCAGUAUCAAUGCCAUGAGUGCCAUUUGUGAAGCAACUGGUGCAAAUGUGUCUGAAGUGGCAAGUGCAAUUGGACGAGACACAAGGAUAGGAAGACACUUUUUGCAAGCCUCUGUUGGUAAGAUCUAAUGAACAACUACAUUUUUCAACUUGGGAUAUUACGUCUCUAGUGUUCUGAUUGGUUCUCUCAGCUUGGGUUAUCAGCUCAUAUUCCAAGUCACCUUGUAUGCAACAUUUUGGAAGCUUACAAUUUUUUGCUGAAAUAUUCAAAAGUUCAGGAAUGAAUGAAAUUUAAUAAAACAAUUAUGCCAUUCACACUUGUUGGAUAGGAGAUUGGCUAUUGCCAACUUGCCACUAUGCACUUCAUCACCUAGUUACUAUCUCAUAUCCCAUGCAUGCUUGUGGAAUAGUUGUUAAACAACUGAGAUACUAUGCAGAUCCCAUAGUUAUUUUAUAAAUUGCAAUAGACCACACUUUAUAUGAGUUUACCAGUAUAAUAACCAUGCGGGACGUAAUGACAGAACACUUCAAAUGUUUGUAAAUCGCAAGCCAGAGGUGAGAGUAUUUCUUUUUUUUUUUUUAAUGAUAGGUUUUGGUGGAAGCUGUUUCCAGAAGGAUGUUCUCAAUCUUGUUUACCUUUCUGAGGCACUGAACUUGCCUGAAGUUGCAAACUAUUGGUACCAAGUAAUUGCCAUGAAUGAGUAUCAACGACGGCGAUUUGCAAGUAGAAUUGUGAAUUGCCUGUUCAACACAGUGACAGACAAGAAGAUUGCACUGCUUGGAUUUGCCUUCAAGAAGAAUACUGGAGACACUAGGUAAGCCCUAUAAUCAUGUCAUGUACAUUUCCUGACUUCCCUGACUGGUUACAUUUAAUUGACAAGGCUGAUUAUAGACUGAGAAAGUCAGUACUUAGCUUUGUUGAUUUUUUUCAUUGACAGAGAAUCAGCCAGCAUUUACAUCUGCAAAUAUCUGAUGGAGGAAGGGGCAAGGAUAACCGUUUAUGAUCCCAAAGUCGAAAAAGAUCAAAUCAUGUUGUAAGUAUGAUAAAAUUUCUCUUUAAUAAUUCAUGCAGUUUUCAUCAUUUGCUCUUAUGUUAGUAGAAUUUACAAUCUUACGGACUUAUUUUAGAUUUUGAUAAAUGAUUGUAUUACUGUUAUUUUUGCAGGGAGUUAACCCAGCCUUCUAUUUCAGAAGAUCCAGAAAGAGGUACCAAUUUUUUUACCAGUUUCAUUAUUCAGCAUUAUUUCAUGGAAUUUAACAAAUAAAUAAGCAGAGACACUAGAAUUUUGCAGAGGCACUGCUCUGAGGUGGCUCUUCGUCCAUUGUUUCCACGUUAAAUUGAAAGUUGGGGUGUGUGAUCUUAUCCUCUUCACAUGCAGAUGCGUCAACAUCACUCUGAUCCCAACAGUAUGCAGGACACUUGUUACAUCUUAUGCCCUCGACCUUUUGUGAUUAGCAUCUAAUUUCUCACCCCUGAAUCAAACAUUAUGGUCACAAGAAUAAAGGAAAUGAUCACCAGCCAAAUGAGCUCUUGAUUUUUGAACAAAUUCUCCCUGUCUGCUACCUAAGGAAAUGUAAGGAAAACAGUUUGGAGAAUAUGCAUACUGAUGUGAGGGUAUAAAAAGAUUUACAUAGUAAUGGCCUAGUGUUCUCUGCUGCUCAGUGGUAGAGCACCAGAGAAAAAACUGCAAAGAUCUGUAGUUUCAUUCUUCGUGAGGGAAACAGAUGUUUUCUUUUCCCCAUGCAUGGGGCAAAACAAAUAACAGCUUUCUUUAUUAAUUUUUUUUUUCUCUCCGCAGUGGAACGUCUGAUUACAAUUGCUGAUGAUCCCUACAAGGCAGUUAAAGAUGCACAUGCUCUUGUUGUUUGCACCGAGUGGGAUGAAUUCAAGGUUUGUGUUUUCUUAUUUUCUAGAUUCUUCAUUACAAGCCUGAAAUUAUAUUUUCGUGUGGCUCCAAAUGGUUUGCUGUCUCAGACACCCGUUCUAUAUUGAUUGUUAGGACUAAAGUCUGUCUAGUGUUUCCCAGAAUGGGCAUAAAAUGGUCCCCAAAAAAUUGCUCACAAAACAAGAUAUGUACAUUUUUACUUAGGUUACUAUGGCAUCACAACAGUCUGUUAUAAAAAAUACCCUUCAGUUAAGCUUGAAAACUAAUUCAACGCAAGGGAUUCCGAAAUGCCUAUUGAUGUUGCUUUCAACGUACAAAGUCUGAUGCACAGUCAUCAUUUCUUUAAGUUUUUAGGCGAGCCGAAAUCGCGCGCGAAUAAAAUAAUGUACCUUUUUCCCGCUUUUGCUACACCUCUCGCGCGUGACUCACCCCUCGUGUUUCCUCGCGCUUGUCUCUUAUCUUAUACCCAGAACCCUCUUUAGUGGGCGAUUUAGCUUGCCUCCGAAUGCAAAAAACACCUGUCAAGCAAAGCCAUGUUAACAUGCUAUCGUUUGUACUUCUUCAUUUCCACAGACGUACGAUUACAAGCGUAUAUACGACAGCAUGCUGAAACCAGCGUUUGCCUUUGACGGCCGAAUGAUUCUGGAUCACUGUCACCUACAUGAAAUUGGUUUCCAAGUCGAGACGAUCGGAAAAGUUGUAUCAUCUGGGUACAUGCUACCACUGACUCCCCCACUAGCUCCCCCUAAGGAGGAGAAAUGAACUGAUCCCUCUGGGGAGAAGUUGAGGACUUAAUGUGUAUCUAACAGUAACAGUAAACGUAUUUGUUAUUUUUAAAUUAUUAUUUAUCAGUAGAAUUUGCACCGUACUCCAAACUACAUUCUUUAUUUUUAAGAAAUUGACCUUUGGGGGCAGCUGGCAAACUCGAACUCUCGAGAAAUUGUAACUGGACACCAAAGCAUUACAAUAAGUGGCUCAUUGCCCAAGCGAAACAGAGUUUGAAGAUGGGAAUUUCGGAAGGGAUGUUACACUGCGAGAAUGUAUUCGUAUUUCUGCGCACCGAAGACAAUCCAAACAUUUUCCUGCUCUGCUGUAUCUUGAAAUAUUCAAGUAGCUCUUAAAAUUAAGAUUUGAAAGCGGAAUGCAUUUUUACUCUUUAUUCGUUGUAAAACAAUACACAGAUAAACAGGAACAGAGAAUUUUCUGUACAAGUAUAAACUUAAUAACUUAAUUCAAAGUACGCAGAUCACAAGACGAUAAAAAUAUUUUGAGUGUACUUAGCUUAGAGUAUAUUUUUGAAAGAUCAUGUACUUCUAGCAAUAUUGGAAAUAAUAUUUUUGGCGAAUGAAAACAAUGUUAUUGUUCUCCCGCUUAUGAAGAGAUAUCGUCGAGACUUGUGGUGUAGCAAGGCGUUGUAUAAUUCAUAAAGGUAUUAAAAUGAAAUUAUAACUCACCUUAUCCUUCUUUGGUAAAUCUUUAAUUUACCUCAUGUAAACGAGGUAUUUAAGUUUGACCGAAUUUUUCCAAUUCAAGAGGACUGGUUUGUAGAAUUACAGCGAAAGUUUGGAGAAAAGAUGGCGAGCUGCUUUGUUCCGGGUCAGCCCAGGUCUUAAUAAGGUUAUUCUUUGAAGAUGGCUUACCUGCCUUGAAUACUGACUACUGUUUCGCGUUUGCGUGUAAACGCUUCCCAACAUUCGACUUCAGAAGAGUGAAGUGAUUAAUUAAACCUCGGCUCAAAAGCAACUUGAACCCGUUGCCUAGGAAAACAUUUAACUGUGAAAUGUAAAAAAACAGCAUGCACGAUUAAAUUAAUAAAUUAUGUAUUUUGUAAUCAGUUCAAUUUCUUGGGCAAGACUUCCUCACCUGUCAAUACAGCAGCGUUUGAACUUAAAGAUGCC
Messenger RNA from Pocillopora meandrina, 7787 nucleotides. The record is from the annotation of a GenBank genome assembly. NCBI's taxonomy places the organism in Eukaryota, Metazoa, Cnidaria, Anthozoa, Scleractinia, Pocilloporidae.